UCAGAGUUGCUGGACAGAAAUGGACUACAUAAUUUUCACACGGGAUAUAUGAUUCCCGUACCACAGAGCCAGGCGAAUGCAAAACAGCGACAGCGACCGUACGCAUUUACCACCAGUUACUUAAUAAUAUCGUAGGAUAUUCAUAGAUCCCAUCUAUCUCUCGUGUCCUUGUUAUCCCGUAGUUACAAAGCCCCUCUCCUGAAACGGUCAUAAGCCAAAGAAAACGGAAAUCACGUGAUUUUUGGCGGUAUUUAAACUACCCUAGCAAUAGUUCAUCAAUCUCCAAUUUGUUAGCACCAACCGAAAGGGGGAUUCGCCAGCACAAUGAAUAAACCGAUUUUAUUCAUCGUUGGGACCCUGUUGGCAGUUUUUGUCCUGGUCCAUUGCCAGCAUCAUAAGGGCGGCGGUUCAAGAGUGAUGGUGAUCAGGCCACAGACUCGUCCAUUGUACAAUAUGUACAGACCAACAGCCAAUACUGCUCAGCAACAGUCCUUCUCACAGCAGGACGGCUAUCUGUACGCCCUCGCCAUUAAUCAACAGUAUACACAAGCCAAUGAAGCACAAAACCUUUUAAGGACUGUUCAGGCUAUCAGACAAGCUACCUACGACACUAGACUGGGAGGCUUGCUUAACCUUGCCUUCACCGUGGCAUUGAGUUUACUGGCUACAAACUCCACCGGAGCUGUUGCUGGUUAAGACAUUCAUUUGAUCUUCAAAUACAAUUUUAUUUUAAGGGAUGGGCGACCAAAGUACCUGCGUGAUGUUAACAAUAUGUUUCUUCCAAUAAA
Messenger RNA from Saccostrea cuccullata (small rock oyster), 788 nucleotides. RefSeq lists its product as uncharacterized. The transcript has 4 exons. The record is from RefSeq and is a predicted model, not a curated record. Lineage: Eukaryota; Metazoa; Mollusca; Bivalvia; Ostreida; Ostreidae. The coding region runs from base 325 to 696 and encodes 123 amino acids.